AUGACAACGAUGUUCGUCCAACUGCGCCGCGUGGUGUACCUGUUGGUACUUCUGCACUUCUGUACGUGUGUGGCAUAUGCGGAAAGUGGUUCACCUGUGAAUGAGCAUGUUUUUAAACAGAAGGCUGGGGAGUUUGAGGUUCUGUGGAAUGAGUUAAAACAUUCACUGAAUAAUGCAGAAGUUUCUGUAAUUGUUUUGGGUGGUGAAAUUAGGGCAUGUGAUGUUUAUUCUACACGUGCAUUAAAUGCCGUGGAGCAACUGAAGAGACUCACCAAAGGAACGGAGGCGGAGAUGAGUCUGAUUCACACUUCUACAACUCAAAAGGAGAUGAAAGAAAAGUGGAAGGAGGAGAAAGCUGCACUACAAGAAGCCAAUGAUGUCCUAUCUAAUGUCCCGUUAGCAGUGAAUAUAACAAGAAAGGCGGCCGAAGAUUUUAACAAGACAUUAACUGAGAUGGAAAGACUUUCUAACGAUAUCAUCUCCGAGGCUACUAAAAUUUUGGAUUCUCCUCCAAAAUUAUCUCAUUCGUCGCACCAUAUUUUUUUUGAAGUGGAGAAGUUGGUUGUCGCCGGCAUAAAAGACGGUAAAGACGCUCAGUCUUUCGUUGCAAGAGAGAAAUCAAAGGUUCGAAUGGCCUUCGAGGUUGCGAAGGAGGCGGAGGAACACGCAGAAUCUCUGGAGUUGGAAGUGGAAUCUUUCCAGAAGUACUUGGAGAAACAUGGUCUUAACCCUGAAGACUCAACAACGGAUUCACAGCAGAAUAAUCAAACGAAUGAAUUGCCUGAAGAAGAAAAAGAGGCUGACGAAAAUACUGCGGAGGAUGCAAAUGAAGAAGGCAAUGUUGAAACACCAGAGAAUAAUAAUAGUUCUCAGAGCAACACUCCUAAGCCCAGUGAUUCAUCUGCUUCUGGAACUUCGCCAUCGCAAGAAGAGGAAACAACUAAUUCUCCUUCUUCUUCAGCUCCAGACAAUUUGGAUAAUACACAGUCAAGUGACAACAGCAGCAGUCCUGCAUUGGUGCACAGUCCCUUAUUGCUGCUUGUUUCGAUGUGUGUGCUGGGCUGCACUGCGGUGUUCUAA
Molecule: messenger RNA, 1080 nt
Organism: Trypanosoma theileri
Lineage: Eukaryota; Euglenozoa; Kinetoplastea; Trypanosomatida; Trypanosomatidae
Exons: 1
Coding region: 1-1080 (359 amino acids)
Source: RefSeq, a predicted model, not a curated record